Knipowitschia caucasica is the source of this 2034-nucleotide messenger RNA. The record is from the annotation of a GenBank genome assembly. Lineage: Eukaryota; Metazoa; Chordata; Actinopteri; Gobiiformes; Gobiidae.
AUGGAUCCGGUGCGGGCUGCUCCACAAUCAGCUCCAGUAGCCCCACCACCUCCACCUCCUCCACCACCACCGCCUCCUCCUCCUCCCCCUGCUCCCCCAAGUGCCUCCAGUUUAAACCUGCAGGACAGCGUUCGCCGACGGUUUCGGAAACUAAACUGGGAGCGGAUUCCCAAAGAACGGGUCGAAGGGCGCAAGAGUGUUUGGACCGGAGCAGGCCUGGAUGAAGAUGAGUUUCCCAUCGAUCUCAAUUCUUUGGAUGAGUUGUUUGGACAGAAAGACAGUAAGCCUGAGGAUAGAACCAGACAACUCCGAUGCAGGUCGACUCUGCAGCGCUGCUUAUCUCCCAAAAAUGACUUGGAGGAGAUUUGUCUUUUGGACUCGAAGCGCAGUAUGAACAUAGGAAUAUUUUUGCGUCAAUUCAAAAUGCCGCCAAAGGAGAUUGUGAAAGAUAUCAGAAAGGGCGCUGGGGACCGCUAUGGAGCCGAAAAACUUGCUGAGCUCUGCAAGUUGUUACCUGAUUGUGAAGAGGUCUCACGGCUUAAGAAUUUCCGUGGCGAGCGCAGCUGUCUGGGGGAGCCUGACCUCUUUAUGUUGCUCUUGGUUGAAGUCCCCAGUUUUCGGCUACGUCUGGACGCCAUGAUCCUGCAACAAGAGUUUGACCCGGCUGUGACCUCUUUGUGUGUGGCAGCCAGAUGUCUGCGGGAAGCGGCAAGAGAACUGCUGAGUUGUCCUGAGCUGCACUCCAUCCUGCGUCUGGUGCUGAAGGCAGGGAACUAUAUGAAUGCUGGUGGCUAUGCAGGCAAUGCUGCUGGUUUCCGCAUUCCCUCGUUGCUCAAGCUUGCAGACACUAAAGCCAACAAACCAGGCAUGAAUCUUCUGCAUUUUGUAGCAAUGGAAGCUGUGAAAAAGGACCAGAGUUUACUGUCUUUUCCCAGCCAACUAGGCCAUGUGGGCCCCGCCUCCAGGCUCUGCAUGGAGUCAGUCCUAGAAGACCUUUCCAAGCUGAAAAGCAGAGUUGUGACCCUGCGGGCAGAUAUUCAGUUUGAGCCAGAAAUUCAGCAGCAUGCACAGUUCCUGGAGAUGGCUGAGGAGCGACUGCGGGAGGUGGAGGAUGAAGUUGAGGGUAUGCGGAUGUCCAGUCAAGCUCUGGUAGACUUCUUCUGUGAAGAUGACAGCACAUUUAAACUGGAGGAGGCUUGUAGGGUCUUCCAUAUGUUUUGUCUUCGUUUCCAAAGAGCUGUUCAGGAGAAUUCUGACCGAGAGCUGAAGGAGCAGAAGAGGUUUGAACGUCAACGUGAGAUUGCGGAAAAGCGACGCUCAAUAGCUGUUUGUACAGGACUAGACCUGGGCCUGGGCCUGAGCCUGGCAAGAGAUCCUCAGAAUUUGGAGAACCUGGAGAACCAAGAUGACCUUGAGAAACUACUGGAGCAGAACCUGAGGUCCACUAGGACUCGACGGAGCCUCAGAAGCAAAGGAGAUCGAAAUCUAAGUGGCGGUGCUCCAGCCCCAGGGGUCAUUGGCAGGAUGCAGACCAUAAAGUGUGUUGUGGUGGGAGAUGGGGCUGUAGGUAAAACCUGUCUACUGAUUUCUUAUACCACCAAUGCCUUCCCAGAAGAAUACAUUCCUACAGUAUUUGAUAACUACAGUGCUCAGAUGAGUGUGGAUGGCCGCAUGGUCAGCCUUAACCUGUGGGACACAGCAGGUCAAGAGGAGUAUGACCGUCUCCGCACCCUGUCUUAUCCACAGACCAAUGUCUUCAUCAUCUGCUACUCCAUCGGUAGUCCCUCAUCUCACGCUAACGUCAGGCACAAAUGGCACCCUGAGGUGUCCCACCACUGCCCCAACGUGCCUAUUCUUUUGGUGGGCACAAAAAGAGAUUUGAGGAGUGAUCAUGAAACCGUGAAGAAGUUGAAGGAGCAAGACACCCACAUGUUCAAUCACUGGCAGGACAGAUACCCCAGGCUCAGCCUGUGCUCACUGAAAAUCCCCCUGACCUUUGUGAACGCCACGGCUGUGAUAAAUGACACAUUUUAA